AUGAUGCAGGCGAAGCGUGCGCUUGAGAGCGAGAGGUCCAAAAGGCGCCUUGUGCAGGAAUCGGCGGUGCCGGUCGCCAAGGCGGCGAAGGCCGUGUUUCUCAGCAGCCUCGAUCUGCACGCCGUUCGGGCAUGUUCGGGCACUCGUCGUGUGUCCGCGCGGAAGUGUGAGUUCAUGCGCACGCACACGUGCAUGGACAGGGGUGCGGUAAGCUGUGGAAGAGCACGCACGCACACGUUCUGCCACCUGGAGAGCGGCAGGCAGGCGCAGCGUGUUCGCGCCAUUACACCAUCGGCGGCAAGCGGCGUGGACCGCACGUGA
Molecule: messenger RNA, 321 nt
Organism: Prorocentrum cordatum
Lineage: Eukaryota; Dinophyceae; Prorocentrales; Prorocentraceae
Source: the annotation of a GenBank genome assembly